Aspergillus nidulans FGSC A4 is the source of this 705-nucleotide messenger RNA. RefSeq lists its product as uncharacterized. NCBI's taxonomy places the organism in Eukaryota, Fungi, Ascomycota, Eurotiomycetes, Eurotiales, Aspergillaceae. The transcript is spliced from 3 exons. Bases 1 to 705 code for a protein of 234 amino acids. The record is from RefSeq and is a predicted model, not a curated record.
AUGACGCAGUAUACUAAUGACCCCUCCUCCUGCGAUCUCGUCGGAGAAGGUGACGUUUACGGCAUUGGAGUUCGAUUAGGCUACUAUUUCUCCUGGAUCUCUGGUCUCACCGCUGUCUUUUUCGACAACCCAAAAGCAGUGCGCGACACUCGCCGGACUGUUAUCUUGGUCUCACUCGCAGUAUUUAUCAUCAUCAUACAGAACACGCUGAACGGUAGCUUCGCGCUUCUCGAGUGGUCAAUAGUCUUUCCCAUGGCAAGAUGGGCACCUCUAUUGGUUCUAUUCUUCGCCUCAAUCACGAAUCAGGACGACCCCCCCGGCACCAUAUAUAGAGUACACAGCCGCAAGGGCAACGACGGACGAGAGACGCCUGCAACUGGAGAUAAUCAAGUUAACAUAACCAAAAUGCAGACGCAACACAUCUCGUCCUCUCCAGAAGUUGAUACUACGAACUUGAUGGAGAUCUUGAAGAAGGCCCGGCCCGUCCGAGCCGCCAUGAUGCAGCUGAAACUCCUUUUAGUGGCCAUUGGUGUCAGUGCUAAUGUUUUUUCGGAGAAAAUCCUUGCUGGAAAUAACAUUGACCUCAGUGAUGCGCCGCUCCUGAGUUCGGGUCAACUGAUCCCGUUCAUUGUUGGGCUAGCUGGACUGGUGUCGACUAGUUGGUCGGUGACGAUUGGAGAGCGAAGGGAUACUACAGUGCAGUAG